GGCGUCUUGACGCCGCCGAUGACGGUGACAAGAUGCCGGACGACCACCGUGACCCGACAGAACCACCGUGACAGUGCCAAAGCGACAAGCAAUUAGCGCCCGACAAAUUCGAUCCUGAACUUGAAUCAGAUCCGUAUCAACGCUCAAGGACAACUAGAAACACGGUAGACUCAGCGAUGAUAACAAUGAUCAUGUUGAUGUUGAUGCUGGUAGCCCGACCGAUGAGCGGCGAAUGGCUAGUAAGAUCUUUCCCUUUCUGCAUCUCCACGGCUAUCUGCCUUCAAGUUGUUUCAGUCGAUGGGAUUCCACACAAAACCGGGCAUAGGGUAUAAAAUGGGGUACAAAGUCCAAUCUGACCCGUGGUACGCAGCCGUUUAACAUCUUCAGUGAGAACGUCCGAGUCGAAAGCACACGAUGCGUCCUACUCGCGGUCUUGCUCAAAACCCUCUCUUUCAACUGCAUCCAGAGGGGCACCCCCUUUCCGACCGCAUUCACGUAACCUAUGAACGAGCUAAAGCUAUAGGACGCGCAUAUGCAUUCACGCCGCACGAUGUCUUGACCAUGUCUCCGAAGUUUUGGUUAUUCCACACUGAUCCAAUAUGGAGCAUCGAUGGGGCGGCAGGUACCCUGUGCACGCUUCAGUACAAUUGCUGCGCAGGAACGUUAGCCAUGUUUACCAACGGACGACCCGAUAUCUCGGAAAUACUUCAACAGGUCUUAGAGUUCAACGUAUCGGGCCAGUACUGCCUGACCGAGGUUGGUCACGGCCUGGAUGCCUUCCAUCUCGAGACGACCGCGACCUUACUCCCGAGCGGCGAUUUCGAACUUAACACACCUAGUGAACGUGCCGCCAAGUACAUGCCGCCGACGGCACCUGCAGGCAUGCCCUGCAUCGCGAUCGUAUUUGCUCGUGUGAUGAUCGAUGGUGAAGACCAUGGAGUCAAACCAUUUGUUGUCCGCCUGCACAACGGCAAGGAUAUGAACAAGGGCGUUGUGUGCAAGGUGCUUCCUCAACGAGGUGGAUCGCGGCCUAUGAACCACUCUCUCACCUACUUCAACCGCGUACGCCUGCCUUACAGUGCUCUUCUCGGAAGCGUAGAGAAGGCCGUCAAUCCUAAGACGGCUUUCUUUUACAAUAUCUCCCGAGUGGCGGUAGGAACUAUCGCGAUUGGAUCUCUCGGAGUACCUGCCCUUCAGGUCGCUUCGUUCAUCGCUGCCAAGUACAGUCUUCGCCGCACAGUCGUGGACACUGAAGGCUGCCGAAAGCCCAUCAUGGAGUUCAGGACGCAGAGGAUCCCCAUCGUCACCGCUGCUGCUCAAUCUUUCGUACUGCAAGCGCUACAUGAGAAAGCCGUCGCGCUCUUCCGCGACGUAAGCCUCGAUCAUCGCGUUCGCCACGCUAUCGCGUCGAUUCUCAAGGUUGUCAUGAUUCAACACGCACAAGCUGCGCACCUGACACUCGGAGAUCGGUGCGGUGCGCAAGGUCUCUUCGAGGUGAACCAGUUGACCGCCAUGCAUGCAGACAUGCGAGGUACAGCCAUUGCCGAAGGCGACCUCCUGGGUAUCUCCAUCCGUUUCGCGACAGAGUUGCUAUUGAGGCGUUACGCCAUACCCGACGCCACCGAUCCAUCUAGCCUCCUGGCUAAACACGAGGCCGGACUGUUAGAAGAACUGCGUGGUCAACUCGCCAACAUGAAGCACCAUAGAAGUCCCGACUUCGACAGGUUGAUCCUACCCGAAUGUGUCAACCUUGUGCAGGCGAUAGGACAUCGCAUGGCGUAUGACGCCGCUGUCGCAGCUGGUGUUGAGAGCGGCCUUAUCGACCUCUACGUUGCCAGUUGCAUCAAACUUGAUGCUGCAUGGUACGUGGAACAAUUGGGCCUAUCCAGGGCCGAGCAGCGCGCCAUGGAGAAUAGCGCGGUCGACGCCGUAUUCCCGCGGCUUCAGGAAUUGUUCGAGCGCAUGGACGUCGAGCCGUACAUCUCAGCGCCCUUGGUAUCUGACGAGAAGUGGGACCAAUACGUGAAGUCGUUGGUUACAUAUGGGGACUCGGAGGUUUUGGUAUACAGCGGUCCUCCGCCGCUCGCCGCCGACGGGUUGCCCCAAGUGGCUCCUAGUCAGGUCGCAGUGGCUGUCGCGGCUUAGACACAAUCCACCGAUUUAGGAUUGGUAGGCUACAAGUAUACUAGAUCCGCGUAACUGAAUCACCGUGUAUGCUCAGUGCACGACGCUUCUGGAACAUGGGCUAGUCAACUAGUGAAUGGCUGGGUCAUGGUAGAAUAGAUCGUCGUUGUAGACACGUCGUCGACUCUUGUGACUGCUUGGUACGGUCUAAGUAGAUAUGCACAGCUACCACCUGCAAUACUAGAUUGGUGGCUGCGAGUGGACUCAGUGACUGUCACUCAGCUGUCACUAGUUCACUGUCGAUGUACUUAGAAUGGCCAUGCCAAACCUGUGCGUUAACACGGUUCUGCCAACUUCUGCCAGUGU
Messenger RNA from Rhodofomes roseus, 2490 nucleotides. Its product is annotated as acyl-CoA dehydrogenase NM domain-like protein. Gene Ontology annotation, biological process: fatty acid beta-oxidation using acyl-CoA oxidase; lipid homeostasis. Bases 415 to 2145 code for a protein of 576 amino acids. NCBI's taxonomy places the organism in Eukaryota, Fungi, Basidiomycota, Agaricomycetes, Polyporales, Fomitopsidaceae. The record is from RefSeq and is a predicted model, not a curated record. The transcript has 8 exons. Gene Ontology annotation, cellular component: peroxisome. Gene Ontology annotation, molecular function: fatty acid binding; FAD binding; acyl-CoA oxidase activity.